AUGGCGGACGAGAAACGGACCUCGAUCGAGGAGCCCGGCACGCCGAUGAGCUACUCGACAGCGGCGUCGCCCGAGCUCCUGAGUUCGAGCAACAAUGCUUCAGCACUACCUGCCUAUCCCUCGUCUCAAACCAAGCAAGACAAGGAAAGCCUUUCGCACGAUCAGGCUGUUAGAGUCGAGCCUGAAUCCAGCACACCUUUGACGGACAGUGUUGAGGACAACGAAUCGGGCGCCAAGGUGAAGAAGGACUUGCAUUUUUGGAUCAUCUUCUCGGCCUUGAUGUUGAUCGCAUUUGUCGCUGCGCUUGACAUGACCAUGAUCAGUACCGCAUUACCUGCAAUCACGGCGAACCUGCCGCCGUCGACCAUCGCUGCCAACUGGAUAACGUCGGCAUUUUUGCUGCCCAUGGUGGCUUCGCAGCCCAUCUUCGGUGGUCUUUCAUGUUCGAUCGGUCGCAAAUGGUCGAUCAAUUCAGCACUCGUCAUCUUUCUGGUCGGCAGUGUAGUGUGCGCCACCGCCAAGACGUUCCUCGUGCUGGUCAUCGGUCGUGGUAUCCAGGGUCUAGGAGGCGGUGGAAUCCAUUCCAUGUGCGAGAUCAUCAUGUCGGAUCUGACCACGUUGCGCGAGCGCGGGCUGUUCUUCGGUGUGAUCGCGCUCGUCUUUGCCGUUGCUGGUUUUGCAGCUCCCGUGCUUGGUGGCGUUUUCAGCGAGCACUCUUGGCCGUGGAUCUUCUGGAUCAAUCUGCCGAUCGGUGCGAUCUCGUUGGUGCUGCUGAUCAUCUUCCUCAACAUCCGAGUGCCGCUGCUGACAGGCAAGGAAAAAUGGCAGAAGUUGGAUCUGGUAGGCAAUGCUGUGUUGUUUGGCUCGGUCACGGCGAUCCUGAUUGCUGUGACCGAGGGAGGCAUCAAGUAUCGCUGGUCGGCUUGGCAGAUUUGGGUGCCGCUCGUCGUGGGUCUACUGGGCAUAAUGCUCUUCCUCGUUAUUGAAUGGGUUCCGAACCGCAUCGCGCCCAAGCCUGUGUUCCCCUUGGACCUUUUCCGUAAUCGCACCGCCUCGGUUGCCUACGUGCAAACCUUUGUGCACGGCGUUAUCUUCUACGGCGUUAUCUACAUGGUCCCCAUCUACUUUCAGGCCAUCAAGGAUCGCACGCCGCUGCAAUCGGCGAUCUGGUCAUUCCCCUUGUCGGCACCGUCUUUCCCAUUCGCAAUGGGUGCAGGUGUCUUGAUCUCGAUCACGGGCAAAUACAAGCUGCUCAUCUUUUGUGGCUGGAUGCUCAUGGCUGCCGGUAUUGGAUGGAUGACACACUGGCACGUUGGCACGUCCAAAUUCGAGUGGGCCUUCUCGCAGGUGAUUUUGGGGGCCGGAUUGGGCAUCAUGUUUCCGAUCACGUUGCCACCCAUUCAAGCGGCGUUGCCGGCGUCGAGACUGGAAAGUGCCACUGCGGCAUACGCGUUCACACGUACGUUUGGUGCUGUAUGGGGCAUCACGGCGGCCACCACGAUCUUCUCUACGCAGGCAGCCAAGAACUUGCGACCCUACUACGAUCAACUCAACCCGCUAGGUCUUAGCGACUUUACAGUGGUGGCGUUCUCGGAACAACUUCGCAAUCUGCCACAGCCCAUCCAGGGUGUGGUCAAAGGUGUAUAUGCCGACGCGAUCUCAGAUUCGUACUGGCUGUUUGUUCCGCUCGCCAUCAUCGGCUUCUUCACCACGUUUGGUAUGAAGGAGCUCCCGUUGCCCGACUUUAUCAAGUCAGAGGCCAAGCUCGAGCAGAAGCAAGACGUCACUCCGGCGCUCAAGAGCAGCGCAGCACACGCUGUCGUGAAUGUAAAGACAGAAGUGCCUUCCACUUUGCCUUGA
Messenger RNA from Mycosarcoma maydis (corn smut), 1860 nucleotides. Its product is annotated as Major Facilitator invovled in MEL transport. Lineage: Eukaryota; Fungi; Basidiomycota; Ustilaginomycetes; Ustilaginales. Gene Ontology annotation, biological process: transmembrane transport. The coding region runs from base 1 to 1860 and encodes 619 amino acids. The record is from RefSeq and is a predicted model, not a curated record. The transcript has a single exon. Gene Ontology annotation, molecular function: transmembrane transporter activity.